AUGCUGAGGCAUCUCAGCAGGGCGACAUUGACGCGAGGUCAUGCGUUCGCCACCGGUGCCGCGACGCCGCGCAUCGCCAUCUGCGGCGCGGGCGUUUCGGGACUGACGCUCGCCGGCAUUCUGUCGAACGGCACGCGCGACGUCCAACUCACGGUCUUCGAACGAGCGCGGCGCGACCGCGACCAGGGCUACGGCCUGGACCUCGACGAGCACGGCCAAGAGGCGCUGGUGCGCGCGGGCGUCUACGACCGCUACUGGGACAUUUCCUACCCGUAUUCCGACACCGCGGUCGGCUACCAGUUCAGCGGCGGCGAGCCGCUCUUGAACAUCUUCUGGCCGAGACUGACGAUGAGGCUAUUCCCAGAGAGCAGUGCCGCGAGGCCCGAAACGAACCGCGGCGGUCUCCGGGACAUUUUGCUCGACGCGCUCGCGGCGCGCGGGAACACGGAAGUGCACUACGAGCGCGGUGCCUGGGACUGCCGCCGUCUGCCGCGAGGUCUCGGGCGGCUAGGUGCGGGCGGCGCCGAGCUCCUCGAUCGCGAGGGGAAGACCCUGGGUGAAUUUGAUCUCGUGAUCGACGCGAUGGGCCUGCACUCGCCGCUGCGGGAUCCUGUGUGGAAAUCAAAUUUCGGGCGCAUUUCUCAGGAUAACCUAACUCACUGCUUGAUUUUCACACAGGCGGGAUCUGCGCGUCGUCGACUCGGUCGGCAAGCACUACGUGGGCGAGAUGUUGAUUCAUGGCGUGAUCAACGAUAUUGGAAAAACGUGUCCGUCGGUCGCGCAACGGAUGGAUCGGUUCGGGACGUGUUUCACGCUGGGACGCGGGUACCAUGUCACGAUGCAGCGUUUCGGCGCGGGCGCCGACGACAAGCGCACGUGCUUGUUUUAUCACAUCAACCGCCCCGACGGCGAAGGAGGGGUAUUGCGGGAGAUGGGCAUCGACAAGCCUACCUCCCGUUCCACCGGCAUCUUCACGGGCGACAAGCUGCGCGCCGCGAAGGAGUGGAUUUUACAAGAUAUGCACGAGUCCUUCGACGAGGUGUGGCGCGACGCGAUACGCGGGUUAGAACGAGUCACCGUUCGCGGCAAGUACAUGCACGGCGACGAUACCAAGUUACGCGAGGGGCUGACCCUGCCGCUCGUGUGCAUCGGCGACGCGCCGCGCAACUGUGGCGUCGGCGGCUGUGUGGAAAUCAAAAUUUUACGGCGAGUUCGUGCUGAAUCAUCGCGUCGUCCUCCACGCCAUCGACGCGACGCCUGCUCGAUGGCGUGGAGAUGCCGGUUCCUCACCGCUCGACCGAGCCAGGACGGCCGCGCCAUCGCCGAGCACCCGAGGCACUGGUUGAUUUCCACACAGGUCGGCGGUGGCGGCAACCUGGCCAUGCAGGACGCGAACGAGCUCGCGACAAUUCUGGAGGCCGACGACGCCUUCGACGAGGCGACGGGCGCAGUCAAUCUCCCACCUCUGCGCGCCGGCGAGGCCAUCAUGUUCGAGCGCAAGGAAGAGUUCCACGUCGAACGGCUGAAGCCUCCCAUGAACACGCGCGAGAUGGUCGAGGCCCGGGGCCGCGGGCCCUUGUCUCCCCCCGGCGUCCAAUAGUAACGAUUGCUCCGCGUCGACGGCGUCGAGCCGACGCGACCACUUCCCCCGCGCAGCGACUGGGAGGAUUUCCGCGAGUUUAACCCCUUACCCUCGUGGGUGCCGUUCCCCGUGGCGCGGUUCGCGGUCAAGCGCUUCGCGGCGCUCACGAAGGCCUGGUACGCGUGGGAGCGCAAGCGCGGCGGCGGCGGCACUUGCAAAGGCAAUGCCCCUAUCUACGCGAGCGUCGAGAGGCUACUUGCCGAGCAGAAGAAGUAAGUA
Molecule: messenger RNA, 1861 nt
Organism: Pelagomonas calceolata
Lineage: Eukaryota; Pelagophyceae; Pelagomonadales; Pelagomonadaceae
Source: the annotation of a GenBank genome assembly